This is a messenger RNA of Aspergillus tanneri, 3000 nucleotides long. RefSeq names its product armadillo repeat protein. Lineage: Eukaryota; Fungi; Ascomycota; Eurotiomycetes; Eurotiales; Aspergillaceae. Bases 1 to 3000 code for a protein of 999 amino acids. The transcript has 3 exons. Gene Ontology annotation, cellular component: GID complex. Gene Ontology annotation, biological process: proteasome-mediated ubiquitin-dependent protein catabolic process. The record is from RefSeq and is a predicted model, not a curated record. Gene Ontology annotation, molecular function: protein binding.
AUGAUGACGCGCGCAUCAACGCCUCCAAUUCUUCUGCAACUUCAGACGGCGGAUACCCCUUUGACCCAAGCGGCCGCCCUGCGGAGCCUAAAGAAUGAAACAAUUGGACAUGACCAGCGCAAAGAAACCUGGAUCCGAUGGGGUAUCGUUCCCACUAUCGCCAAACUACUCCUCGCACACCACCCCAGCACAAAGAGCACGGCGAUCUCUGAACUCAAUGGAGAUUUUUCGGGUCGUGGGGUAUCCACCUCGAGGUCAGAGGCAGAUGAGGUUUGUUUACAGGCAAUAAUCAUUCUGGGUAGUCUAGUACAAGGUGGUGCAUCGUUUAUUUCGCCAAUUCUUGCCAGUGACAUACCCACGGUUCUUCUAUCUAUCCUCUGUUCGCAUGACUGCUCUCCCUCUUUCAUGGUUCCCGUCCUUCGAACUUUGAACAACAUCGCCGAUCGACUACCGCUGCAGAGUCAGCUGCCAGGCCCCAAGGAUACCAAGUUGGCCGAUUUACUCUUCUCGAGCGAAUAUGUUGGCUGUCUCUCGCGCAUCAUUGCGCAGAAUUACGAUUCACAUGAGAAGCAGAUGGCUAUCGAGCUGGCUGCAGCUCUUGUUGGGAAAUUAUGCACGGAAGAAGCUCACAAGGCACUGUUGGCCGAGUGUGGGGUGCUGGAUGCCUUGGCUGUGAAAGUGGCCUCUUUCAUCGUUGCACAAGGCUUCGUUUUGCCGGGUGCAGAGGCGCAUGUGCAGGAGCCAGGAGCUCUUGGGUCACUUCCUCUGGCUCCACCCCCAGGAGCCAAACUAGCUCCAAUCCUUCGCGCUGUCACCGUAAUCAUUGAGCAUUCUAAGUGGCGGGCGGAGCACUUCCUAUCGUCUCCGGGGAUUAUCACGGUAUUCCCGAAGCAAGUACCCGAGUUUGCCCCGUCAGAUAUAAAGAAAGGCCCAUGGGGCUCGACGUAUCUGUCAGGGUCUGCAGUACCUCGUCAUGCUGGGGCAAGCCCCCUGGAAUACCUCCUGCCAUCUGUCCCAUUAUCACAAAACAAAGCGUCAACGAGCACAGUCAAUUUUCCGCCCUUAGGACACCAGGGCCCUCGUCGCCGCCACAGCCAGUCAUUUCCCACCCCGCUCUCAGCUUUCGAGGCCCCAGGCUCUGAGGAUGAUGAAAACGCCCUCAUCCCCUGGCUUCUCUAUGUGAUCCGUGCUGAAAGUGGCAUGACACGGCUAAUGGCAGCUCGUCUUAUCACCGUUUUGUUCCGUCGAGGCCUUACUAAGAAACAUCGGGUCUCGAUGCUGUGUUACUUGCUAAUCCCCAUCCUUAUCCGGAUGAUGGACAAAGAUAAAGAGUUGGCGUGUGAUGAUGACGUCCAGUAUGGCGGCCUGAUCUCUUCGUCCGAUCGUCUGCGAGAAGAAGCCCCUGCGGUACUAGCCACCUUAGUCAUGGAUGACCAAGAACUGCAGAGACAUGCGGCCGACGGGGGAGCCAUCAAGCGACUGUCUCAGCUGCUGAAAGAGACCUAUAAUCCAAUCCACGAGAAGGCGAAGGCUAUGUGGCAUGCUGAAGGGGAGGAAGCUGAGGGUCCAGGCUUGCAGUCGGCAGAAUACAGGCUCGGCAAUCCUGGAUUUUCGCCCAUCCAUUGUCAUGUCAUGCGAUACCGGGAGAACAUCCUAAAGGCGCUGGCAGCAUUGGUUCCGUUUAAGGACGAAUACCGCAAAGCGGUCUGCGAGAAUGGGGUAGUGCCGUAUAUUAUCGAUUCGCUCAAACCAUGCUCGACAGAUCCACCGUCAGAGACUUCGAACGCUAGAAAUACUGCUGCGGAUGGCAAUCCUACGCCGACUUUGCUGGCUGCCUGUGGUGCGGCGCGGAUGCUCACUCGGUCCGUCAGCGUUUUGAGAACCAGCCUGAUAGAUGCCGGUGUAGCGACCCCCCUUUUUGUCUUGAUUCGCCACCCCGACAUUGAAGUCCAGAUAGCCGCCACGUCAGUGAUCUGUAACCUUGCACUAGACUUUAGCCCAAUGAAAGAGGCCAUCAUCUCCGCCGAAAUCCUCCCCAUCCUAUGCGAGCAUGCCCACUCGAACAACACAAAACUACGCAUUGAAUCACUGUGGGCGUUGAAACAUGUCGCCUAUAACUCCACGAAUGAUGUUAAGGUCAAGAUAAUCAAUGGCCUGGGGCCCAGCUGGAUCAAGCAAGUGAUCAUGCAAGACCUAACAAGUGUUUUGGCCAAACGGGGAAUGGACGAAGAUUUGGAUGGCAACUCGGCAGGCAUGAGUAGAGCCAACUCGGCGGGCGAACAGGUGGAUUUGUUAAAUCCGGUCGAAGACUCGCAGGCCCGUGAUGAGGAUAUGAAAAUGUCCGACACAUUACCUCCCUCGAAGAUGAGCCUCGAAAUGUUCCUCCCCGAUGUCACCCGGCGGCGCAAACUUGCAUUGCAUGGAGACCUAGAUCAAACCACGCAGGCUCGGCAGGACGACAUCGCGGUGCAAGAACAGACCUUUGACAUGAUCCGCAAUCUCGUCUGCGGGCCUGGAUCCUCGGAGAUGAUUGACCACCUGUUUACGGAAAUUGGACAGGAUCUGAUGUUAGAUGCCCUGUCGGAUAAGCUCCGACCGCGCACGAUUCAGCUUCCGCACCGACGAGACUCGUCCGCCCACCGAGCGCUUCAGGUCCCGACCGAAAUCCUGGUCGCCGUGACAUACGUAAUCAUCCACCUUGCUGCGGGUCUCCCAUGGCAUCGCCAACUCCUGGUUUCGCACCGAGACCUUUUACGGCAUCUCAUGUGCUAUUUCAACCAUGCCAACCGCGAUGUGCGGACGAACUGUGUCUGGGUGGUGAUCAACCUGACGUACGAAGAUGACGCAGGCGACCGAGAAGGCUGUCGAGAACGAGCCUUCAAACUACGUUCGAUUGGAGUGACGGAUCGGUUGGCCAGCUUGGAGGACGAUCCGGAUCUCGACGUGCGAGAACGCACCAAAACAGCCCAGCAUUUGGUAAAUUCUUUGACGCAUCCGUAG